Molecule: messenger RNA, 1480 nt
Organism: Naegleria gruberi
Lineage: Eukaryota; Heterolobosea; Eutetramitea; Acrasida; Naegleriidae
Product: regulator of G-protein signaling 8-like protein
Exons: 2
Coding region: 1-1473 (490 amino acids)
Source: RefSeq, a predicted model, not a curated record
AUGUUGGCCAUUCAUCAUCAUCACAAACAACAAGAACACGAAUUGGAAAGUCUAAAACAAAAUUAUAAAUUUAAUAUUGAAGCAGUUUUUGAUCAUGAAAGUGCUCGUGAUUGUUUCCGAAAGUUUUUAAAGGAUAAUUUGAAUGAAGAUCCUUUCAUGUUUUAUGAAAUGGUUGAAAAGUAUCAAAAAACAAGAUUGGACAAGAAUAGAUUUGAUAUGGCUGUGGAAAUUAUGAAUACUUUUAUUGUUGUGAGUGCCAAACAUGAAUUAAACUUGUCAAUGACUAUUAGAAAUGAUAUUCUAAAGAAUUGGAAGGUGAUUCAGGAGCUAAAUGAAGGGAAAUCUGCUGAAUUAAUGGAAUGUCCAACUGACUUGUUCCAAAAAGCUCAGAAUGUCAUCUUUUCCGAAUUGAAACAAGAUAAUUUUCCAAGAUUUAUCGAUUCUGAACAAUUUGUAAAAUAUUUAAAGAAGGAAGCUAGAAAAUCACAAUUCAAGGGCUCACCAGCAACAUUGUUAGACUUGUUGGGAUCGAAAAAGGCAAUGGAAAGGUCAGAUAGUGGUCUAUCACAUGAAUUGACUGAAUCCGGCUCUUUGGAAGACAUGUCAGUGGUAGAAAACAAACCUUCAACUAUUGCAGAUAAUGAUAGACCUCUUGUUGAUCCACAUUCUGUCUACAUUUCAUCAAAGGAUUAUGAUAUUGUGAAUGAAUUGAUUUCUUCAUUGAAUGAUAGUAGUAGAUGGAAAGUAGUUGAAGAAAAGACAGGUAUGAAAACAUUGACCAGUGCUCAUAAUUAUUAUCUGAACCCAUCAGAUGGAGCUCUUCCUUUAAUUUGUUUCACUGGUCUCGCUAAGGGAAAUCACAAGGAAUUAUUUAAUUUGAUUUUUUCACAACAUUUCGAAAAGAAAAUGAGUGCUCUCCAAAAGAGGAAAUUACAAUUGGACUAUAUCAAAAUUAAUCCAGAGAAUGGUGUGGAUUAUCCUAAUUCAAUAAUUUACUCGGAACUCGAUACUCACUUUCCAAUAUCUAAAAGAGACCUAGUACUAGCCAAGACAGUUAUACCAGAUCUUUACAAUCCAGAAACUGAUGAUUUUGAUCGAUAUUCCAUAAUUCAGAAACCAUGCACUCAUCAAGAUGCUCCAAUCUCUAAGGAAUUUAUCAGAGUUUCACUCUUCUCAGCAAUAAUUGUAGAGAAAAAGACUAAUGACACUUUGAGAUACUACAUGUUUGAUUUUAUGGAUUUGAAAGGAAAAGUUCCAAAGAAACUCUUAUCAGGAAUUGCACGUUUUGCUGCUAAGGAAUUUCAUAAAUAUCUCCAAAAACAAUUUAUCAAUCCCAGAGAUGGACGAAUCAAAUCACCCUCAGCCGAUUCACCAACAGAAGAAGAAUUAUAUAGCUCUGAAGGAAUGGUUGAGUUGCUUCAUGAUCAUAUCAAUUACAUUCGAGAACACAUUCUCCCAAAGAAUACACUCUAAUUUGUCU